Molecule: messenger RNA, 1046 nt
Organism: Neurospora tetraspora
Lineage: Eukaryota; Fungi; Ascomycota; Sordariomycetes; Sordariales; Sordariaceae
Exons: 3
Coding region: 111-1046 (311 amino acids)
Molecular function (GO): oxidoreductase activity
Source: RefSeq, a predicted model, not a curated record
GCAGUUCUUACUGUAGUAUUGAGGCACUUAGCAAUCCAACUAACAAUACGGUACCAAAAGCGACAUACAGCACCACGAGCAAUCUCAAUUACCGAUUGAAACUUGGCAUCAUGUCUUCCACCAUCAACACCGUCGCUGUCCUCGGUGGUACAGGCAACCUAGGCACCCACAUAGUCCGCGCCCUCCUAGUCGGCGGUUUCACCGUGACCAUCCUCACCCGCCCCGGUUCCACCUCCCCGCGCCCUUCAUUCUCCCCGUACACCGUCCCGUUCACCGAAGUCGACUAUUCCUCCCCUUCCUCUUUGCGAGAUGCAUUCCAAGGCCAAGACGCCGUGGUCUCGGUCCUGGCUACCGCUGUGGUGCAAGAGCAAAAGAAGAUUAUCGAUGCGGCCGUCGAGGCCGGGGUGAAGAGAUUCGUGCCGAGCGAGUUUGGGGUGAACACGCGCAAGGCAGGGAUCGAAAAGACGAGGAUUGGGGAGUUGUUGGCGGGGAAGAGGGGGUUUGUCGAUUAUUUGAUUAGUAAAGAGGGAGAUGGGAUUAGUUGGACUGGGUUGUCGACGGGGUUGUUUUUUGAUCCGGUGCAUGUGUUGUCGAAUGGACUUGGUGGAAUUGACAUUAAGAACGGCAAAGCAACAAUCAUCGACUCCGGCACCGAACCCUGGCCCGCUUCCUUAAGGUCUCAUGUCGGCCGCGCCGUCUCGGAAAUCCUGCGCCACCCCGACCUCACCAGGAACCAGUACCUCUCCACGGCCUCGUUCAACGUGUCGCAGAACCAACUGCUCAAAAUCGUCGAGGAGCUGACGGGUAAGAAGCUGGAGGUUGCUAAUGUCAGCUCGAAGGAUAUUUUCAAGCAGGGCGAGGAGAAGUUGAAGAGGGGGGAUUAUAGCGCGUUUGUGGAGUUUUUGAAGGUCCAUUUUCUGGCGGAUGGGGCGGGGAAUGCUCUGGGAGAGGAGGAGAGUGCGAAUGAGAAGUUGGGAUUGGUGACGGAGGAUGUUAGGGCGGUCGUGAAGGGGUAUUUGGAGGGGGAGGGGUUGUUGGCUGCUUGA